AUGAUGGUCGCUUGCCUGCUCCUCUCCAGCAUCUGGACCGUUGCGUCAGGCUCCGUGCAGGUGAUGCACAGAAAGAUCCAGUCGGUCCGGGCAGGAGGAAACAUUACUUUUUCAUGCCGGUCGGUCACGAAAGAAGAUGUGCUACAGGUGACCUGGCAGAAGGAGACAGAUGGGGCUGAAGACAACAUAGCGACUUACAGUAAAAUGAAUGGCCAAAAGAUAGCGAAGGGUUACGUUGGCCACGUGAGCUUUGUCCACAGCGAGUUACAAGCCUCGGCCAUCUCCCUUAGUGGAGUCACCCUCCAAGAUGAAGGAUGCUACAAGUGCAUCUUCAACACGUUCCCCUCGGGGGCUGUCACCGGCAGGAUGUGUCUCAAGGUUUACGCCAUCUCGGACCCCAAAGUGGAGGCUAAGCUUAUACCCAGUCCAGACAAAGCUGAGGACUCUGAGAAAGUGGUGGGGAUGAGCUGCUCAGCAACAGGGAAACCAGCUCCAAAAAUCACCUGGCACCUUCCCAGCAUCCUGCAGCAGAAACCAAGGGAGUACCAUGUCAGGCUCGACAACCAGACUGUGACUGUCAUCAGCAACUUCACCCACACCCACUCCAAAAUCCUCCAGGAGUAUCACAUUGCCUGUGUGAUCCAACACCCCUCUCUAAAUGUGACCCUGGUCCUGCCCAUAGACACCAUGGUGCGGGGUCUGGACAGCAGUGUGGCACCAGCCAUUGCCAUUGCAGUGGGGGUGCUGGUCCCCCUGACUUCCGUCCUCCUUCUCGCCUGCUUCUGCUGCUGCCUCAGGCACCUACAUGACCCAGAGGGAAACCCAGCCCAGCAAUGCUGGAUAAAUGAGUCUCUGGCAGAAACAGGGAGUCUGGACACAGAGUUAAUUAGUGAUGGACGGUCUCUUUUUGCCCCUCGGUUGGUGCCGGCUGGUAUAUGGCCUGAGAAUGGCUACGGGUAA
Pygoscelis adeliae (Adelie penguin) is the source of this 960-nucleotide messenger RNA. Its product is annotated as OX-2 membrane glycoprotein-like. Gene Ontology annotation, molecular function: cell-cell adhesion mediator activity. The coding region runs from base 1 to 960 and encodes 319 amino acids. The record is from RefSeq and is a predicted model, not a curated record. The transcript has 6 exons. Gene Ontology annotation, biological process: regulation of immune response; negative regulation of macrophage activation. Lineage: Eukaryota; Metazoa; Chordata; Aves; Sphenisciformes; Spheniscidae.